AUGGAUAAACCGUCGUACAAGUUGGUGGGAGCGCCCUGUGGUCAACACGGGCAGUAUACAUUCUACAAGGCACUUCGGUUGUCUGGCUCCAUAGAACGGAUCGUCGCCAUCGGUGACUUUUUCUUCGUCAGGAUAUGGCAGGACUCCGAGCUGGUGUCGAUUGGAGAACUACAGCUACUAUGGACGGACAGAGUUUCCGAUCAAACUCUAGUGUCUCUGAGGCUGUAUUUCCUCCCGGAAAACACACCUGAUGGAAGGGGACAACAGGGACUGGAUGAGGUCCUAGCAAUCAAUGAUAAGGUGGUACUUCGGGCGGAGGAUCUGCUGUCCUGGGUGUGCAAUGGUAGCGAUUGGCGGUGGGGGCUUCGCGCCGUCUGGAAAGGGUCCUGCGCCCCCCCGGCGGAGGCCAAGCCAUCGAUGGCCCUUCAUCACACCAAGUUGGACUUCAGCGAUAUUGAGAAAGAGAAGAGUUCCAUAACUGUAGACGUCGAUAGUCCAGGUGUGGUGGUGUUCUCGUACCCUCGCUACUGCAGGUAUAGAGCGCUGUUGGCUCGCCUGGAGGGGAUCGAAGCUGAUUGGCUCCGGGACUCUUUAGUGGCGGCCCUGGGGGGUUACGCCGCCCCAACCAAUAAUACCAGGAUACUGUACUGUAAGGACACAUUUGAAUACCCGGAGCUAGAAGGCCACGAGUUUGUCUGCAACCACCUGGCGCCGAAGCUCAAGGGGCGACCGCGUGGUCGGAGAAGGGCGCGGCCCCGGUCACGUGAUCGCGACCACGAUCCCGACGGCGACCACGACUCGCGGUCGAGCGACAGCGACGCUCUACCGCCUCCGGAACCAAGAAUACCUCGCCGGGUCUCGUUACGUAUAGGAAAGGAGAAGUUGAGCGAAGAAGAAGAGGAAGAACUGAGAAAGAAGGAGAAAGAGAAGGACAUGGAAUUCGAGGAGAAGUUGAGGGAGUUCUACAAGGAGGACGCGAAAUUUCUCAACGACAAGUAUAAAAAGAUUUCCCUACGCAAAUUGUACUAUUCCGUCCGUUCUUAUGGCGGCUAUGAAACAAUAUGCAGAGCGCGCAUUUGGUAUCUUCUGUACGAACAAUCCGGAGUGGCUCUUAAAGCCAGGAAACUGUAUGAAAGAUACCUCCUCCCCCUCGAGAAACACCAGCGCAGACUCAACCCGAAGCUCUUCGGCACGAAGCUGAACGGCAAAAUAGACGAACCAAAAACCAUAGACACGAUAGACGUCACAGACUCCCCCCUCCGGGAAAUAGACAAUAAAUCUGACAAGCCAGAGAAACGCCUGCGCACGCCAUCGCCGAAGAGCAAGAUCCUCUUGGACAACGAGACCGGGGAACUGCUCAAAGAGGAAAUAGAUAUAACUUCGAAACCGGCUGAAGAGUUGAAUAGGGAAUUCCUGGAGUCACUCACGAAAGAGAAAGAGAUGGACGGGAAGGAGAUGGAGGGAGAGAGGGGGAAGAUAUCGGUGAAGCCGGUGGAGAAAUUGAUCGAGCCGGCCUUCGCGGAGGUGAAGGAUGAGAUGAAGAUGAUGGAACUGCCGCAGAAGUUGCAUUUAGGCAACACAGACACUACGAUACUAAAAGAGUUGUCGGAUGCACAGAGCAAUAUCGCCAGUAACGCGCUCAACAGUUUAUCCUCGCUCAGUGAGAAAUAUGCGGUCAACGGACACAGUUCCGUGGCCGCCCCGCCCGUUGAUCAGCAAAAGUCGCGCCCAGUCGGACGAAGUUCCCUUCGAGCUGUGAGGGUGAAGCCAACAAGACCUCAACUUCCGUCUAACACACCCCCACAACCGUCGUCGAUCACUGAGUCUUCGCCCCCACCACCGAUGCCCCUCAACUUCGGCAUUCACCACCCCCCUGCCCCGACGCCCCACACCGUAUCUCUCCAGUCGCAUGGGACCAAGACCCACACGGGACACCAUAGCGAUGAUGAAAUUGUUGAGAUCCCAUAUAAACCAAAAACACCUGAAAUAAUAGACCUGGACGAAUACCCAGAGAGUCCGCAAGGUCUUAAAAAGAAAAAGCUAGAGAUCCUCAAAGAGAGGGGGCUAGAAGUAACCGCCAUACCCCCAACCCCAAUGUGGCCCCAAGCUCUAGGAGCACCAAUAGCACCGCUCAUCAACCCCGCCCCCAUAAUUUUGAACCCAGCGGUGCAACACCAAAUAAUGACCCAGGCGCAGCUAUUCCAAAUGUACAAUAUUAUACCCCCCAAUUACAACAACGGAGUCAUUCCCCCCAAAGUUAUCCAAGCGACCAGCGCUUUCGGCACUUCGGGUCCGGAGAAAACUGUCUACGGCAACCCUAAAGACCCUUUCAUGCCGCCCCCCCCAUGUGCUACAAGGCACCCCCAUCAAACCCCAAAGAAGUAUUCCCCCCGUCACCGGUCCCACUCCACAGGAUAUUCUGGAUCUCACAUGCAAAACGGAAUCGCCCCCCCUACAGAAACCGGCAGUGGAAAUAGUGAGAGUGCCCCCCCCAGUCCCCCCUCGAAGCCCCCCACUCCGCAAAACCUAUCCAAGAACUAUACUCUGGUUGAUGGCAAGGCAGUCGUAGGUUCGAAUUUAGAAAUCACACUAGUUAACCCAAAAACGCCGACACCGCAAAAGCGGCCGCCGCAGAAGCGCUCGUCGAACGGCAAAUUUAUCUCGACAAAGACGCCCACACCCCCCAAAGAUUACCCAAAGCCGUACCCGCCGCCGUCGCCCUCGGGGGCCAAGAAGCCGCCAAUAGUCAUCCCCAACUAUCAGAUAUCGCGGGACGACGUGUCGCCCACCAGUUCCACGGGGUCGAAAGAGUCCCAGCCCGGCGCCCCCAAUUUGCUUGCCAACGUGUUCAAGGGUCAGAACUUGACGCAGAUGAUGGAUAUGCAGAAGGCGGUCCCCUUGACCCCCUUCAUGGACCCGAUGUACAUGAACGCAUUCUACAGCAGCCUAAGCCAGAUGGAUCAGCGCCAGCUGGCUAUGUAUCGCGACUUCAUGGCGAACCAAUUCAGAGGUUAUACAGGUUUGUUAAACAUAGGAACGCCGACAACGAAGAAUUAG
This is a messenger RNA of Leptosia nina, 3057 nucleotides long. The record is from the annotation of a GenBank genome assembly. Lineage: Eukaryota; Metazoa; Arthropoda; Insecta; Lepidoptera; Pieridae.